This is a messenger RNA of Nanorana parkeri, 1193 nucleotides long. RefSeq names its product ST3 beta-galactoside alpha-2,3-sialyltransferase 5 (gene ST3GAL5). Gene Ontology annotation, molecular function: lactosylceramide alpha-2,3-sialyltransferase activity. Lineage: Eukaryota; Metazoa; Chordata; Amphibia; Anura; Dicroglossidae. The record is from RefSeq and is a predicted model, not a curated record. Bases 1 to 1122 code for a protein of 373 amino acids. The transcript has 6 exons.
AUGAGGCCCACCUGUAAAUGCUGCUGCAGGAUCUUGUUCAGGUCUAUCUUGUUCUUUGUUUUUUUAUUGUGCAUCCUCUAUAUCUGCAAAGUGGGCCUGGAUGCGCAGACGUGCGACCUUAGAGUGGUGGACCCCUAUCACAUAAAGAGAGCCCACACAUUUGCCAAGAAUGUGGUGGAAGCAAAAUGUCGGCCAGGCUUUGCCAGAACAGAGAUGAAACGAUUGUUUUCCAACAAGUACAGCAGGGAACUGCUCAGCUUUGUCAAGAAAAACACAUACUUCAAUGAAUCCUUUUACCAGUACGGCCCUCCUUUUGGAUUUCGCCAGUACCUUAAAGAACUCAAUGAGAUCUUGGACAUGAUGUCGGAAGAUGACCUUCCCAAGAAUUUAAAACACAAAAAAUGCAAACGCUGUAUUGUCCUAGGGAGUGGGGGAAUCCUGCAUGGUCUGGAGCUUGGACACAUAGUUGAUCAGUUUGAUCUUGUAAUCAGACUAAACAACGCUCCAGUAGUCGGAUAUGAGCGGGACGUUGGAAAUAAAACCACCAUCAGGAUGACGUAUCCCGAGGGGGCCCCGGUCUCUGAGCAGGAGUAUUUCGGUAACAGCCUGUUCGUCACUGUCCUCUUCAAACACGUGGACUUCCUAUGGCUGCAGGCCAUGCUGAAGAACGAGACGCUGUCUACAUGGAACAGAUUGUUCUUCUGGAAGAGUGUGACGGAAAAACUCCCACUGAAGUCACAUCAGUUACGCAUACUGAAUCCUCUCAUCGUGAAAGAGACGGCAUUGGAUAUCCUGCAGUUUCUUCCUCCCCGGCAGAAAUGGUGGGGCUGGGACAAGAAUGUCCCCACAAUCGGUGCAAUCGCUGUGAUCUUAGCCACACACCUCUGUGAUGAAGUGAGUGUAGCUGGCUUUGGAUAUGACCUCAGUCAGCCGGACAUCCCUCUGCAUUAUUUCGGAAACCUUUGUAUGAACUCCAUGAACAGACAGCCGAUGCAUGACAUCACCAAAGAGAGGAAGCUGCUGCAAAUGUUGGUACGGGAAGGUGUAUUGAAGGACCUUACUGGGGGCAUUCACUGUGACUUCUGCCCCUCCCAUCAGACAGGGAGAGCACUUCAUGUAUGAUGACCUGGUAAUAAGCGGGUGUCUCUUCCACUACCGGUAUACUCUGCCUGCUUCCUGUAGCACAACAUUGU